Trichophyton verrucosum HKI 0517 is the source of this 417-nucleotide messenger RNA. RefSeq lists its product as uncharacterized. Gene Ontology annotation, biological process: protein import into mitochondrial matrix. NCBI's taxonomy places the organism in Eukaryota, Fungi, Ascomycota, Eurotiomycetes, Onygenales, Arthrodermataceae. The record is from RefSeq and is a predicted model, not a curated record. The transcript is spliced from 2 exons. The coding region runs from base 1 to 417 and encodes 138 amino acids. Gene Ontology annotation, cellular component: TIM23 mitochondrial import inner membrane translocase complex.
AUGGCUCAUCGUAUUCUAACUCAGAUUGUCCUCACCGGCACCAGAGUGUUUGGUCGAGCAUUUGCGGAAGCGUACAAGCAAGCGUCUGCAUCGUCUAGAUAUCAAGCACAUGCGCAGAAAACCGGAAGUUCCACGGGCGCAUUCUCGUCUUCCGGUUUGACACUGGAGGAGGCUUGCAAGAUACUCAACGUUAAGCCGCCAAUGGGUGGAGAGGCGAACCUAGAACAUACAAUGGAGCGAUUCAAGAAACUAUUUGACCUGAACGAUCCGAAGAAGGGCGGCAGUUUCUACCUCCAGAGCAAGAUACUACGCGCUCGUGAAAGAAUUGAGAUGGAGGUUAGAGAUGCAGCAAGAAAUGCGAAAAUCGAGAAAGAGGUACGGGAAGGCUGGAACCCGAAGCUGUUUAAAGACCGAUGA